Amphibalanus amphitrite is the source of this 735-nucleotide messenger RNA. Its product is annotated as prismalin-14-like. The transcript has 3 exons. The coding region runs from base 201 to 452 and encodes 83 amino acids. The record is from RefSeq and is a predicted model, not a curated record. Lineage: Eukaryota; Metazoa; Arthropoda; Thecostraca; Balanomorpha; Balanidae.
UCCCUGCCCGAGAGGACCCCGUCCUCGUGCUUGAAAUAGAAGGGCCACCACAAGCGCAGGGAAUACACACGCACUAUACGCAUACAAACACGAUUUCCAACCGGUUAACUGGCACGGAAUUCGGAAGGUAUAUAAGUAGCCGAGUCUCGCUGGAACGCGCAAACCAUCUGAUUGGAGACUCGCUGCAAGUUGUGAUCGACAUGAAGCUUAGUGUUGUGCUGCUCGUGCUAGCGCUGUCGGCCGUGUGUGCCGCGGCUCCAAUGGACGCUCCUGCCGACACAGCCGACGGUGACCUGCAGGGUGCCGAGCUGUUCUUCAGGCCGCGCUACUACCGACCCAGCAGGUACCACAACUACGGAUACGGACGAGGAUACGGCUACGGCUACGGCUACGGGAGGCGUUACGGUUACGGAGGCUACGGCUCACCGUACGACGACUUCGGCUAUUACUAGACCUUCGCCGGCAGCUGGCCUGCCCGGCCAUAUAUCAGCCUUUUCACAAGCCGGGCGUGUGGGACGUGUGGGACGUGUCAUCGGGCGAGAGAAAGUGUCUGGAUGGAGCUCAGAGUGCGGCGGCUGAGUGGUUAUCGCUGACCGGGUGCCUACCGUAUUUUGUCCCGCUGCUGUUCGCAAUUACCGUUUUGUUUACGCCGCUGUGGCCAGACUUGUAUAGCGGUACACGAUAAGUGGUUGCGUGUUGCUUGAUGUUGAACAUUGUCAAUUGUUUAAUUGCAAA